This is a messenger RNA of Zootoca vivipara (common lizard), 4839 nucleotides long. RefSeq names its product kelch-like protein 31. Lineage: Eukaryota; Metazoa; Chordata; Lepidosauria; Squamata; Lacertidae. Gene Ontology annotation, cellular component: nucleus. Gene Ontology annotation, biological process: negative regulation of JNK cascade. Gene Ontology annotation, molecular function: protein binding. The record is from RefSeq and is a predicted model, not a curated record.
UAGGCAAGCCAUGUGGUUUGUGCAACAGUGAAUGGUAUGUCACCUAGUAGCCCCAUAGAUAAGCCUGCAAUGAACUUCACAUAGUUGUUGAUGCUGCUGUUGCUGUUUUUGAUAGUUAUUGUAUCACAGUGUUUCCAAAAAAUUUGUUAUCUGGAUUGCAGUUAGCUUGUUUUUUGGCUUAUAUUGGAGGCACACACUUCACUCACUCACACUAAAAAUAUGGAUCCAUUUUAGAACGAUAAUAAGAGCUCUGUUAGAUCAGAGCAAGGGUCCAUCUAGGUCAGAUUCCUGUUUCAUACACUGGCCAGACAAAUGCUGACAAGCAAAACAUGGAAGCAAGAAUCCUCACCUGUCAUUUGCCCCCGCACUGGCAGCUGUUAUUCAUUAAUGGGUAGACUGUACCUAGAUGGGGAGGUUCUCUUCAGCUGCCAUAGCUCAUACCUUAGGGCUCGAUUGUGCCAUCUCCAUGAAUGUAAUUAAUGUUCUAUGAUAUAAGCACAUAAGAGCAGUCCUGCUGGAUCAGAUCAAGGAACCACCUGGUCCAGAAUGUUUUAUACAUCACCAGCCAGAUGUACACCUGUAAUGCAGGACCCCGUCAGGAAAAAGUGCAUCCCUAUUCCUCCCAAUUGCUGCUCAAUGGGCACAGAGUAGUGGAGGCAUCCAAUGUAAUGGCUCAAGCUGGAAUCCUUGGCACACUUACCUGGGAGUAAAUACCACUGAACUCAACUUAUUUUUAAGUAGAAGGGGAAGGGAUGUCGCUCAGCAGUAGAGCAUCUGCUUUGCAUGGAGAAGGUCCCAGGUUCAGUCCAUGGCAUCUCCAGGUAAGGCUGAGAGUGUCCCUUGUCUGAAACUGUGGAGAGCCACUGCCAGUCAGUACAGAUAAUGUUUAGCUAGAUGGACCAAUGGUCUGAUUCAGUAUAAGGUGGCUUUCCUAUGUACAUAUCAGAUUGUACCACAUAUUUUUCAAAACACACAUUACAGUGCAAUUGUAGAUGGGUCUACUCAGAAGUGUUUUUAAAAAACAGCCUAUUGAGUUCAAUGGGGCUUACUCCCUGGAAAGUGCCUUAGCAUUGCAGUCUCAGACCCUGCUUGUGGCACACCAGCACAUCCCAGUUUCGGACUCGCAUUGCCUUUACAGAUUUUGCACACCAUUUUUGUCCCCAGACCGAAGUACAACCAUCACAAAACAAUCAAUUUAGGAACAAGCAACCCCACUAGGAAAAGUGUGUGGGGAGGAGGGAACCAGUAGCAUCAUAAAUACAACUAUGGGAAACAGACAGCAUGGGAAGCAUGUCUAAAUAAGUCUGCUUGGGACAUUUUCCUAAAGGCUGGGAGGGAAGAGGCAGGGAAGAAUUUCCAGAGCCUAGGCACACCUCUGGAAAGGUCCUGUUAUAUGUACUGUCCAAUUGCACAUCAGAUGGUGGUAAGAUGUAGAGGAAAGCCUCUUCAGAAAGUCUUCGCUGGUGAGCAGAGUCCUGUGGAGGGAGCAAGGCCACGCUUCCGCUCCAAUGGCACCCAAGAAGAAAGCCCCAAAGAAGAGCAAGCCGUCAAAGAUGGAGACGUCUACGAAUGUCACCAUGGUAGAGGACUCUUCUCUUGACAUUGACCACCAUCAGCAACUCGACGGCUUGUUUGAAAAUGGUUCAGGUGGCUUCCUCUGCACUGCCACAGAAGUCACAAAUCCUAGCCAUGGAACCAGUGUUCUGGAGGAGAUGAGCCUCAUGCACCAGGAGCGUUUCCUCUGUGACCUCACUAUCGUCACAAAAACAAAAUCCUUCAGCGUUCACAAGUUGGUCAUGUCUUCCUGCAGCGAAUUUUUCAGAAGCCUGCUGAAAAAAGACCCAAACCUUCAACAAGUGGACCUCAAAGAUGCCUCCUCCUUAGGCUUGGCUACUGCCAUUGCCUACACCUACACCGGAAAGCUGAACCUUUCUCUGUACACCAUUGGGAGCACCAUUUCCAUAGCCAGCCGCCUGAGGAUGUAUGCUCUGCUCAACAUGUGCACAGACUUCCUCAUCCAGGAGAUGAAUGUGGAAAACUGGAUGUACAUCGCCAACCUGGCAGACACAUACAACCUCAGCCAGGCGAAGGAUGCUGCAAGGAAGUUCAUCCGAGAAUGCUUCCUGGAGUUCUCCGACACUGAACAGUUCAUGAAACUCACCUUCGAUCAGCUCAACGAACUGCUGAUGGACGACAACCUUCAGUUCCCCAAUGAGGUGGUGGUCUUUCAGAUCGUCAUGAAAUGGAUCGAGUUUGAUCCCAAGCGGAUCAAACAUGCCGCCGACCUCCUGAACAAUGUCCGGUUUGGCACGAUCCCAGCUCACGACUUGAUCAACUACAUCCAGCCUGUGCCGUGCAUGAUGCAGAACCCGGAAUGCCACAAGCUCCUGGUAGACGCUAUGAAUUACCACUUGUUGCCUUAUCAGCAAAAUGACCUCCAGUCCAGAAGGACCAAGAUUCGAGGAAGCCGUAAAGUGUUGCUCAUGGUUGGGGGCCGCCCGUGCUCAGCCGAGAAAGCUCUUAGCAAAGAUGUAAGCUACAGAGAUCAAGAAGGAAACUGGAAUAAGCUAACAGAGAUGCCCACCAAAUGUUUUAACCAGUGUGUUGUGGUGAUGGAUGGAUUCCUCUACGUGGCUGGUGGAGAGGAUCAAACUGAUGCCCGGAACCAGGCAAAGCAUGCAGUUAACAACCUGUGCAGGUAUGAUCCCCGUUUCGGCACCUGGCUGCACUUGGCCAGCAUGUCACACAGAAGAACUCACUUCAGCCUCAGUGCCUUCAAUGGGAACCUCUAUGCCAUCGGGGGACGUAAUGCCAAGGGGACCCUAGUCUCUCUUGAAUGCUACAUCCCUUCAGCCAACACCUGGCAAGCCAAAGCAAACAUGGACUUGCCCCGCUGCUGCCAUGCCAGCGUGGUCAUCGAUGGCAAGAUCCUGGUGACGGGCGGCUACGUCAACAACGCCUACUCCCGUACCGUUUGCAGCUAUGACCCCGCCACAGAUUCAUGGCGAGAUGGUGCAUGGCUGAGCAGCCCCCGAGGCUGGCACUGCGCUGCCACCUUAGUAGAUCGUGCCUACGUCCUGGGCGGCAGCCAGUUGGGUCCCAGGGGGGAGAGGGUGGACGUCAUCCCUGUGGAGUGCUACAACCCUUCCACGAACCAGUGGAGCUACAUGGCCCCCCUGCCCACCGGCUUGAGCAUGGCGGGGGUGGCCACCCUCGGUGGGCAAAUCUUGCUUGUCGGUGGUUGGAAUGAGAGUGGGAAAAAGUAUCAGAAGAGCAUCCACGCCUACAAUCCGGACCUGAACGAAUGGACAGAGGAAGGAGAACUUUCUGAAGGUACCGUGGGGGUCUCCUGCUGCACCAUUGCCCUUCCGCACUCAAGCACCAGGGGCUCCAGAGCCAGCUCAGCUGCUUCAGCAACAGUCAGCAUUUAAGGGUGAGAGGAUGGUUGUAUGGAAUGGAGGAAAGAGUCAGAACUGCCCUCAGCUGGCACGAUCAGGGGGUUCACAAGAACGUUGAAAUACUUCUUUAAAAAUCUCAUUAAAAAUCUCUUUUGCCAGCUUCCAGGAGAUAAAUAUUCUACCUGUAGAGCAGGUGUGGGCAGCUCUUGGUCCUCUAUAUGUUGCAGAAAUACAAACCUCAUCAUCCCUGGCCACUGGCCAUGCUCGCUGAGGCUGAUGGGAAUUGUAGUUCAGCAACACUUCCAAGGCCAAAGGUCCUCCAAACUUGCUUUAGACAAUUAGCAGUGUCUUACUGCAACAUGGGAGGCUAACCUGCAGCCUUCUAGAUGUUAUUGGACAACCCCCACCCUUGACUAUUGGGGUUAAUGGCAUGCAAGUGCAUCUGGAGGGCCACAAAUUAGUUACCCAUGCACUACAGCUUCCCUCACAGAAAAAUAAGUAACAGGGCUGAAUACAGCAUCUCCUUCCCAUGGUUUUACUUUAACAACACUUUUAAAGCACAAUUUCUGGUCCCUCAAGCGAAACCGGAAGAUGUCAUUUGAGCUGAAAUAUAUCGCGCCCCCCCCCCCAGCCUUCAGCUUCUACCCCCAAAUAUCACCACCAGUUUUUUAAAAGAAAGGUGUGACCCUUAAGGCCUACCUUGAAUGAACUGCGUCACUGAGAUAUAGGAUUCCCCAGGUCUAAAUUAAAAAUCUGAAGAACACUUUACAAAUUUGUGUUGUGUCGUCUCUGGUGUGGAGGAACUUUGAAAUGGCAUCCAGUGUGUUCUGUCAACCAAUGACUCUCUUGAAAUGAAGUUUUCAAGGAAGGGAUUUAGGCUGCAAAUCCUGCACACUCAUACCUGGCUUCAACACUGCCCAUUCAGGCCCUUGCAGUUUUAUAGCCUCCCCAUCCCCGGAGUACCACCCGUAAGAACAAAAGGGUUUCUCAUCAAACCUUUUACAUUAAUAAUUUCUCUUUCACACCAUGCCUCAAGGAAGUACGUUGCUAGGGGACAAAAUAAUUAUGAGAGGCAAAUGAAGCUUAGUUAAUUGCAGGGUGGUUGACAGCACUUUUCCCCACCACCCUGGGCAAGGAGGGCACGUGUGCUUGGAAGUGUUUGUACUGAGCUGAAUCAAACUCAGGGGAUUGUACAAUUGUGGUGACAGCGGUUAUCCAUUACCAAUGAAGGCACAAUAUUUUCCUGUUUUCACACAGGCCUGCCUCAUGUUUUAUACCAGGUCCAUCUAACCCAAUAGUAUCUACUAAGUAAGGAUGCAACAACAGGAAAUUUGUGGAUUUCUUUUAAAAAUUUCUACAGGUAGCAGUGAAAACUGGAAGGAAAACAUCCCUCCCCUUGGCAGUCCGGGCCGGCUCUAGGGGUAGGCUGGGUGGCACGGGG